AUGACUGACAGAUAUCGUUUAUGGAUUGAUGAAGUAAGUCAACUAUUUGGUGGACUUGAUAUAUGUGCUAUUGAAGUAAUUAAAUCAACAAAUGGAAAGGAAUAUAUUAUUGAAAUAAAUGAUUGUACCAUGCCAUUAUUAAAUGAUACGCAAGAAGAUUGCCGAUCUAUUGCCGAACUUAUUAUGCAUAAAAUGCAAAUUUAUUGUCGACCUGAUCAACAACUAUCAAUUUUAACACGAAUAUCAAGUUUUGAUGAAUUACCAAAACUUCCACAAAAUAAUAAAUUAAAAAUUAAUCAAAAUGGAAAUAUUCGACGAAUAUCACAUACUACUGAUAAUCAAGAUACACUUGCUAAUUUAAAAAGAAAAAUGGUUAGAAUUUUCCGCGACGUGUAG
Messenger RNA from Rotaria sp. Silwood2, 396 nucleotides. The record is from the annotation of a GenBank genome assembly. NCBI's taxonomy places the organism in Eukaryota, Metazoa, Rotifera, Eurotatoria, Philodinida, Philodinidae.